Cannabis sativa is the source of this 5935-nucleotide messenger RNA. Its product is annotated as sister-chromatid cohesion protein 3. Gene Ontology annotation, molecular function: chromatin binding. Gene Ontology annotation, biological process: sister chromatid cohesion. Lineage: Eukaryota; Viridiplantae; Streptophyta; Magnoliopsida; Rosales; Cannabaceae. The coding region runs from base 227 to 3643 and encodes 1138 amino acids. The record is from RefSeq and is a predicted model, not a curated record. Gene Ontology annotation, cellular component: cohesin complex; nucleus; chromatin. The transcript has 22 exons.
AUGAUAAUUUUAUUUCAAAAAAAAAAAACUAAUUAAAAAAAGUUAUCAAAAUUUGCAAAAACAAAAUAAAUAAUAAGUAAAUAAAUUAGAUGACUUCGAACCGCUUUCUCCGAGACACAUAUUUUGGUUUGCCAAGAGUCCAUUUUCACUUUCACUUGCUUUUCCUUUCUCUUUUGGCGGGAGUUUUGUUUGCGUACCUGUAAUUGUGCUCAAGAAUCUCUCGGUCAUGGAGGAACAAGCUCCAACAAUUGAUCCAUCAGCCAAAAGCUUCAAAAGAAAUAGGGUUCAAAUGCAAGAGACUGAGAACGAAGGAGAAAAGAGGAACACUGGUACUGGCGGGGAAAAUAAUGAAAGGGUUAGCGAUGGGAGUAAUCAGGCGGGUCGUGAGGGCUCGCCUAAUGACUUCGAAGAGACUCGUCCCAAUAGUAAGCGAAGUCGUCUUCAGGAAGGAACAUCCGAACCCACUAGUCCUAACUUAAUUGAGGUUAUUAAAGGCAAUGGAAAAUAUAUUAACCAAACAGUCAAGCUUUGGGUUGAGCAAUAUGAAACGAAUUCAAAGUCUGCAAUGGUUGAACUCUUGACAAUGCUGUUUGAGGCUUGUGGCGCCAAAUAUUAUAUAAAAGGCGAAUUUCUUGAUGAGAUUGAUGUCGAUGAUGUUGUUGUUGCACUGGUCGAGCUUGCUAGAAGAGGGGAAGUUGAAGAUUACCAAAGCUCAAAAAAGAAGGAGUUUAAGAAUUUCAAAAAUAACCUUCAAUUGUUCUGGCACACAUUGGUACUCGAGAGUCAACAUGGGCCUCUCUUUGAUCAGGUUUUGUUCGACAAGUGCAUGGAUUAUAUAAUAGCUUUGUCAUGCACUCCUCCAAGAGUCUAUCGUCAAGUUGCUUCUAUUAUGGGACUCCAACUCGUCACAUCCUUCAUAACUGUUGCUGAUGUCCUCAGUGCUCAACGUGAAACAACUCGUAGGCAGUUAGAUGCUGAAAAAAAGAAAAGAGCUGAGGGACCUCGUGUUGAGUCACUAAACACAAGGUUUUCAGUGACUCAUGACAAGAUAACAAUGCUAGAGGAGAUGAUGCGCAAAAUCUUCACUGGGUUGUUUAUGCACCGUUAUCGAGACAUGGAUCCAAAUAUUCGAAUGUCUUGCAUAGAGUCUUUGGGUGUAUGGAUUUUGUCAUACCCCUCUCUGUUCUUGCAGGAUUUGUACUUAAAGUAUCUUGGUUGGACACUAAAUGACAAGAAUGCUGGUGUCCGAAAAGCUUCUGUCCUUGCAUUGCAAAAUCUGUAUGAAGAGGAUGAUAAUGUGCCAACUCUUGGUCUCUUCACUGAAAGAUUUUCCAAUCGGAUGAUUGAGCUUGCUGAUGACAUUGACAAUACUGUAGCUGUAUGUGCAAUAGGUCUUGUAAAACAACUCUUAAGACAUCAACUUCUACCUGAUGAUGAUUUGGGUCCAUUAUACGAUUUGCUUAUUGAUGAGCCACCAGAGAUCAGGCAUGCCAUUGGAGCAUUAGUGUAUGAUCACUUGAUUGCCCAAAAGUUUAAUAGCUCCCAAUCCGGUGAAGGAAGCAACACUUCAGAGGUCCAUCUGGGCAGAAUGUUGCAGAUACUAAGAGAAUUCUCUACAGAUCAAAUUCUAAGCAAUUAUGUGAUUGAUGAUGUUUGGGAGUACAUGAAGGCCAUGAAGGACUGGAAAUGUAUUAUAUCUAUGCUUUUGGAUGAAAAUCCUUUAGUUGAGCUUACUGAUGAGGAUGGAACUAACUUAGUACGACUUCUUAGUGCAUCUGUCAAAAAGGCUGUUGGAGAGAGAAUAGUACCUGCAACUGAUACCCGGAAGCUGUAUUACACUAAAGCUCAGAAAGAAAUAUUUGAACACAACAGAAAGGACAUUACUGUUGCUAUGAUGAAGAACUACCCAUUGCUUUUACGCAAGUUCUUGGCUGACAAGGCGAAAGUACCAUCGCUAGUUGAAAUUGUUUUGCAUAUGAAUCUUGAGCUUUAUUCUCUGAAAAGGCAAGAACAGAAUUUUAAAACUGUCCUCCAGCUCAUGAAAGAUGCAUUUUUUAAACAUGGUGAGAAGGAAGCAUUAAGAUCUUGUGUGAAGGCUAUUAACUUUUGUGCUACAGAGAGUCAAGGGGAGCUACAAGAUUUUGCUCGUUCUAAAUUGAAGGAAGUUGAAGAUGAGAUUGUUGCUAAGGUUAAAGCCGCUAUAAAAGAAGUUACGGAUGGUGGUGAUGAGUAUUCCCUUCUUGUGAAUUUGAAAAGGUUGUAUGAACUUCAGCUGUCAAGGGCUGUGCCCGUUGAGAGCCUAUAUGAAGAUAUGGUGAAUACUCUACAAAAUUUUAGAAACUUGGAUGAUGAGGUUGUCUGUUUUCUGCUUCUUAAUAUGUUUAUUCAUUUGGCCUGGUGUCUAAAAUCGAUCAUAAGUGGUGAGAUGGUAUCAGAGGCAUCUUUGUCUUCCGUACUAUCUAAACGUACUACUUUGUUUGACAACCUAGAGUAUUUUCUUAACAGCCCUCAAAUGGAGGGAGAAGUUAAUAAUGGUAACCUUCUGGCCAGCAGGGUUUGUACCAUACUUGCAGAAUUGUGGUUUAUGUUCAGAAUGACUAAUUUUUCCUCAACAAAGCUGGAAAGGUUAGGAUAUUGUCCAGAUGAGGCAAUUCUCCAAAAGUUUUGGAAACUUUGUGAGCAACAACUUAAUAUUUCAGAUGAGACAGAAGAUGAUGAGGUUAACAAAGAGUAUGCUGAGGACACAAACAGAUGCUGUGUUAUGAUUGCUGCUGCGAAGUUGGUUGCUAGUAAAUCGGUUUCUAAGGAGUAUCUUGGUUCAGAAAUAAUUUCUCAUUUUGUUAUGCAUGGGGCAAGUAUCAUGGAGAUUGUUAAGCAUCUGAUCACUGUUCUUAAAAAGAAUAAUGAUGGUAUUCCAGAAAUAUUUUUGGAAGCGUUGAAAAAGGCAUAUCUUCGCUAUAUGGUCGAACUUUACAGAAGUGACAAAUCUUUAGCAGAAAAGUAUUUGCAAGAAUGUAAAGAGCUUGCUUCCCGUCUUUCUGGGACAUUUGUUGGUGCUGCUCGAAACAAACAUAGAUUAGAAAUUUUGAAAAUUGUCAAGGAUGGCAUUGAACAUGCUUUUAUAGAUGCUCCAAAGCAAGUUGGUUUUCUGGAAGCUGCUGUACUUCCCUUUGUAUCUAAACUUCCUACACCUGACAUCCUAGAGAUCAUGAGAGAUGUUGAAAAACGAACUGAGAAUGUACAGAUGGAUCUUUAUCCCAGUGGUUGGAAGGACUAUGAUACAUUCAUGAAAAGUUUACAUGAAAAGUAUGCAAAGCCUGAAGUUAUCCAAGAUGAAAAAGAAGGGGGUUUUGUGAAGCGUAGGGGUCGUCCACGUAAACAGCAGAAUGUACAGGGGAAGAAACUUUUUGAUGAACAUAGUGCAAGUGAAGAAGAGGACUCAAUCAGCAAUUCUGACCACGAAAAUGCUCAAGAUGAAGAAGACGAAGAGGAAAAUAUCCCUUUAAUAAAUUCUAUUAGGUCAUCCAAGUUGAGGUCAUUGAAAGCUUCAAAAAAUGCAAGCAAGAGCCAGACAAGGACAUCAGACUCUGCCAGAGCUAAAGAAUUCUUAAAUUUCUCCCCAGAUGGAACGUUUAAACCGUAGCUUGAAGACUGAAGAACGUAAUGAAAAGCGAUUCUGUAGAUUUUAAUGGGAAUGGAGUUUGAGAAUUUUUGGGGUGAAUAGCUUGUAUAUACAUUUCUUGUUUUCGCUUGUAGAUUAAUUUGUUAUUUCAAGGGCCUAGCCCGAGUAUUCUAAUAUUACUAUUUGUUAAAGAUUGCCUUCUCACAUAUAAUGUUAUAAUUGUUCUUGUUAAAAUUGAAUGUACAAUACUAAUUUAAAAGACUUGCCAAAUUUAACACAGUUUUUCUUCAUUUAUUAGAAUUGAAAUUACACUCGUUAUUUUGCUUAUGAACAACGCAAAUUACAAGUCUUCUUGUCAAAAGAAAUUCUAGUAGUAACUAUUCAAUUCAUGGAUUAAAUUAACUAAACAUACAGAUGUAUAAUAUUUCUCGGUUGUUAACAGGAUUAAGAAAAGUAAAAGAACCAAAAGCCAAUAUCCCUAUCCAUACGAGAACAAUUACCAAAGAAGAUAUAAAGUUUGCAUGAGUUAAACCCAUUAAACAAAAUUGUUGAAAUUCCCUUGUGAAAUGGGUGAAAGAAAACUGACCGAAAAAGAAUGCAGCAAGUAAAAAAGAGCAACAACCCAUGGAAUCAAAAUUUUCAUCUUCUUCCAGCAAGCCUUAAUAGAGGAGAAAUAAUACCCUGUAUUUCUAGCAAAGAAUGUUGUAUUCGAAUCUCCUCUUCCACAGAACGUUUGAGGUUUCUAAUAUGACCCUUUAAAGUCACAGAGGCUUUAAUGUCCUCAACUCUCAGCUCAAGAACCUUCUUAGUCAACCCCAUUAACAAUGCUGAGUAAGAUGGUACAGUCGAAUACUUAUGCAAAAACAUCAACAGAGAUCCAAGCUCAUCUGUAUCCAAAUUCAUAACACAUUUUAACAACUUCUUUCUAGACACCAAUUCCUCCAUUACUGCCACAACAUUACCUGGAUGCUUACCACCCAAUACAGAUACCAAAGCUUCUUUAUGCCUGAACUUCUUCAAUAGCUUAUCAUGUUUUCCUAACUUAACUUUCUUUGGCCUCAUAACCAAGUAAUCUCCCUCUGCUGGCUUCUCUCCUUGCCCUCUAUGGAAGUAUCUGACAUAAGAAGACUUCAACGCCCUUACCUCAGGUUCUUCCACCGUUCCAAAACCCAUGAAACCACCCAAAUCUUUCUUCUCUUCAGCCUCCUCCUUGGUCUUUCUCUUCCCGGCGUAGAUUAUCCCGUUCGAUGUUCCAAUAACCCUCGUUGAACUAUCAGGUGAAAAUGCCACGGACAUUAGUGGGGCUGGAAACCUCAUUGAAUGAGUAACCUUCAUCUUGGCAUAAUCAAAAACCUUCAUAUACCCAUCAAGACCAACACUCAUGAUUCUAUACUGCUGAGACUCCUCUCCACUAUCUUUACCCAUUUUUCCCACAGAAAGAGAAGUCACUGUCUUGUUGUGACUUUCCAUCGAACACAGCAUCUUCCCACCUCCAAUUAUAUCCCAAAUCUUCACGGAAUUUCCGCCUGCGGUCGCCACUAACCCACCGGAAGGUAAGAAUAUAACGUCUUCCACUGGAUAUCCGUGAUUUAUACUGAUCGCCGAUUUUGAAUCGGCUACUCUCACGUCCCAAAGUUUGACGGUGUGGUCGUAUGAGCCUGUGACGAACAUCUCCGAGUUCACAGGCGAGCAAUCGCCGCACCUUACGUAGUCCUUGUGGCCUCGCAUUUCAGAAAUUGGGGUUUCUCCGGCAACAUCCCAGUACUUAACGAGAGCGUCGUCACCGCCCGAUACAAGGUGGAGCUUAUCGGCGAAUGGGUAUUGAACGAAUCGAACUGGGCGAGAGUGUGAGCGAAGCUUACGAAGCGGAGUUCUCCCCUUGAUGUCAAAGACUUGGACGAGACCCGAAAGAUCAGAGGCGGCGAUGAGGAGACCAUCGCAGCGAAACGAGGCUGACGUGACGACAUCAGAGAAGGAGGUAAUCGUGGUGGUGGUAGAGAAGGUUUGAGAGCUGAAGAUGGUGAGAGAGGCGGAGUGGGUAGCGGCGAAAGGGCGAGAGGGAGUGUUUGAGAAGGUGAGGGAUGUAAUGGAGGAGAUUAGGUUUGGGAUUUGUUGAGACUUAAAGGAAGACCAGUACUUGGAUUCCGGAGUCUGUUUCUGGGUUCUGGGCUUAGGUUUAAGCUUGGGUUUUACAGGGAAGGUUUUGGAGAGUUGAUGUUCCGCCAUUGAAGUUGGUAAGAGUUGUGAUUGAGAAAGAAAGAGAAGAGAGGCUCUGUGGUUUUAGUCCUUACUAGGGUUUUGGACUUUUGACGC